CUGAUUAACUACAGAUAUAAUACAGGUGAUGCUGGCAGCCUCUUCCGUUUACUUUUUAAAACAAGCACCUGACAACAACCUAGAAAGUUCACGCGCGUAAAUCCAAAAUGCCACGGCGGCAUUUAUUGAGUGCAUACGGUCUUGUGAUAUUAAUCUAUUUGACGGGUUUGAUAAGCAGCGCUGAGAUCAACAGAUAUGGCGGAAAAGCCUCGGCAGGUGUAGGCCGCGAGCGAUACGCGUUCUAUGCCAUGCGCAGCUGCCAUCAAGUCCUCCGCGAAGACAGCGGUGAGUUCUUCUCCCCUGAUUACCUGUGCUCACACCCCCCCGUGUGGUGUAACUGGACCAUCCAGGUGCCUCCUGGGAAGCGUCUGGAGCUCUACCUGGAGGACUUUACUCCCUCGGACGCCUGUCAGGAGAAGAGCGAUCAGAUCCACCUGGAUGAGUCUCCGGCGGCUGCGGGAGGGCAGAGGAUCCUGGAGAGGUGCUGGAGAGAGGCCAGGUACACCUCCGUGUCCAACACGGUUCAGGUGGUGCUGCUCAUUGCCGGGAACCGGCUUGUCCCCUACAGGGGCUUCUAUGGACGCUUUAAAGCUUUCGGAUCCCUGGAUUCUCCUGAUUCCAUGUAUGAAGAUGUGAUAGAAGCAGCAUUAGGAGAUGAUGAAGAUGAAACGGAUGCAAUGACAGAUUCUCCACCAGCUGGACUGACCAGCUCUGUGAAGUUUGGAUCCUCAGUGACCAAUGAAAAGAGUCCCGGGGAUUCAUCUCCUCACAUUCUAGCGCCUGGUUACAACGCGUCACAAGAAGCUGGUCCGUGGGCCGCUGAGACCCAGCAAGACCAACGCAAAAGUGGAGCGGCUCAAAUACGGCCCAGAUAUCAAGCGGCUUACGCAGACGUGACCCUCAGCGCACAGACGCGCAUGCCACAGGUCAAACCCGCCGCCCGCUCGCCAUCCACCAUGCGCAGGAAUGUGGACGCGCAGGAGCACUCCUCCGGUCAAACCGAGCUGGUCCGAGCCAGACUGACGCCUGAUGCUGGAGGAGUGAGGUGGGUAAAGGUGGAACAGCGGGACGACGAGGAAGGUGUUUCCAUUGAGAUGACAGCAACCAAGAGCAGUGUCACACUACCUGUAAUACAAAGCAAACCAAAAGAGAAAGCGCUCUACCAGCAAACCUCGCGAAAUGUCACCCACAACAGGCAUUUUCCUGGGGAGCUCUUGUUCGAGGUGAGUGUCGAGAUCAAUCUGGAGCCUGAACAUCAUGAAGAAUCCUCUUCUCUCAGGUCUGCUCUCGAGACCAUGAUACAAGAAGUGCUUGGACAUCUCACUCCAAAGAGGCUGGACUUCAAAAGAUUGAAGAAGUUGAGUUCUAGCGUGUUGUUCAUCGUGUGGCUGCAGGUUGAGAAGGCGGCUGUAGGGCAGCAGACACCCAGAGAUCUUCAGGCCAGGCUGCAGGGGCUGCAGGGCAGAACCAUCAAAUCCCAAACCACCCAAACACACGGCGUCAUUGCAUCCGUCUCUACUGAAGACAUCAAUGAGUGUGAGAUACAAAUGGUGGUGUGUGACGCUCACGCUGAGUGUGUGAAUCAGUUCGGAUCGUACUCCUGUCACUGUAUCCAUGGUUACCGUGAGGUUCCUCAUGGGCCGGGAGCCAGCGUUUGUGUGGCGUCUGCUGAACCUGACUGUAGUUGGACAUCAUCUCCCAGAAUCCUCAGGGGCGUUUACGCCGUCGUCAGCCUGAUCACGUUGCUCAUCGUGCUGUUGCUGUUGGUGGCGUUUCUUCUGUAUCAUCGAUCCUAUAGAGGCUCGUUCCUUCCUCGCUGCCAGAAAACGAGCACUAGCAGUGUCGUGGAAACCGCUGCUAGUGAUGAAGACAACAAUAACACAGGAAAUGAUGGUAGCGGUGGUGCGAACCCCUCCGUAUUCCCCCCACCUCCUCCACCCCUGAGGCUGGGCAAAGACGGCCACCGCUCUCUGGACCUGCCGUUAUUACGCUUCAGCUCUCUAGUGCCUCCUGAUGGAUUCAGAAGUAAAACACCUGCAGAGAAACACCAGCUUUGACUGUUUCACAGGGUUACUCUUGUCUGAGAGCACUGCCACUAAAUGCACUGCACCUCACCGAGUGUGAGACUUGUAUUUGUCAUUAAUAUAUUAUUUGUAUUAAUAAUUUAUUAUUAUUUGUAUUAGUGAGUUAUUUAAUUCCCUGCUGCUUUGUAUGUUAGUUUAUGAUUUAUAGAGAAUUGAUUUUUUUUUUCUUGUAUUUUAUUCUCUUUUUUUAGUCUAUUCUUGUAUUUUAGUUCACACAAGCUUUCUCACUCUUAGAAAUAGAAUUGAACAGAACUCAAAAGCACUUUGUGUACUUUGUGGUUUUGUCCAACUUAAUCUGUUUGUUUGUGAAAGACGACAUUGAGUGUGUUUGACAGAGAAAGAACGCAAGAAGGACUUUGGGAUCCUACAGGCAUGGAAAACGCCAACAUAUCAUAAAAACAUUAAAGACUAAAAUGCAGUGAAUAUCCACCUUAGUUUUUAAAGUAUAAGUGAGAAUGUGCGAGGCUUCCGGUGUCAGUUGCUUAGUUAUUUUAGCUGUACAAAGUCCAUUACGCUGCUGGAUGUUGCAAACUGGUAUUUAUCAUAUUUGAAUUUAUUACCGUAAUCAUAAACACUUACUGUAGUUUACCCCUAG
Molecule: messenger RNA, 2679 nt
Organism: Onychostoma macrolepis
Lineage: Eukaryota; Metazoa; Chordata; Actinopteri; Cypriniformes; Cyprinidae
Exons: 11
Coding region: 108-2057 (649 amino acids)
Molecular function (GO): calcium ion binding
Source: RefSeq, a predicted model, not a curated record